AUGAAAACUGGGAUUAAAGUUAUUUUAUUAUUUCUGGUAAUAUUUACUAAUUCUAUCUUUGGAAAUUAUUUUUCAACUGGAAGAAAAGUUGAUAUUCAUGCUGAUAUUGAAACUCUUCAAUUUAUUCAUGCUAUAUGGAGACAUGGAGAUAGAACACCAGCUGCUUUAAUACCAACAGAUAUUAAUAAUACUGAAUCUACUUGGAAGAUUGGUUUAGGUGAAUUGACAAAAAAAGGUAUGAAACAACAAUAUAAAUUAGGUCAAUGGAUUCAUAGAAGAUAUGAUGGAUUUUUAAGUCAAGAAUAUAGUCCUUUUGAAAUUUAUGUUCGAUCUUCGGAUUAUAAUAGAACUUUAAUGUCAGCUCAGGCAAAUAUGGCUGGACUUUAUUUACCAUCAAAUGAUUCUCAAUUUCUUCCUGGUUUGUCAUGGACUCCAAUUCCUAUACAUACAGUUCCUAAAGAUGAUGAUAUUCAGUUAUAUGAUGACGUUUAUUGUCCUGCUGUAAAAGAAGAAACAGAAAAUGUUUACAAAAAUAAUCCUGAACUUAAAAAAAUAGAAGAUGAAAAUAAAGAUUUUUUAACUUUUAUUGGUAAUGUAACAGGAUUAUCAAAAGGACCACUUCCAAUUAAAAAUAUUUGGUUGGUAUUUGAUCCAUUAAAUGCUGAACAUCACCAUAGAGAUGAACAUGUAUUACCAUCAUGGGUUAAUGAAACAGUAAUGCAUAAAAUUAUCCAAUUAUAUGAUAUUUCAUCAAAAUAUAUAUAUCAUACAGAUAUGUUGAGACGCCUUAAGGCUGGACCAUUAUUUCGUGAAAUUAUGAAACGUUUAAAUAAAAAAAUUAAUGGACAAUUAGAUUCAAGAGAAAAGUUAUAUGCUUAUUCAGCUCAUGAUACCUCUGUCUCAGCAAUUUUAUCAGCUUUUGGAAUCACUCCCGAUGUUUUUCCAUUAUAUGCUAGUUUAGUUUUAAUUGAACUUCAUAAAAUAGAAAGUGAAUAUAUUGUAAAGAUAUUUUAUAAAAAUGUUACUGAUCAUGAUGAUGUAUAUGAAUAUGAUAUUGAUGGGUGUCCUUCACCAUGUUCUUAUAAACAAUUAUUUGAAGCAAAGAAACAAUAUAUACCAAAAAAAUGGAAAGAAGAAUGUGGAAUAGUUAAAUGGUAUCAAUGGGAUCCAGCAACAUAUAUUGCUCUCCUAGCAAUGGUAGGAUUUUGUGCAUUGUUCUUUGCUUCCUUAAUUGGUAUUGAAUAUUUAUUAAGAUGGUUAAAGAAAAGAAAUAGAAAUAUUGCUGAAAAUACUGAGUACCAUGCAGAGAAUGAAGAUUCACAACCAUUAAUUAAUUCUGAAGAACCUUAG
Strongyloides ratti is the source of this 1350-nucleotide messenger RNA. RefSeq names its product Histidine phosphatase superfamily, clade-2-containing protein. Lineage: Eukaryota; Metazoa; Nematoda; Chromadorea; Rhabditida; Strongyloididae. Gene Ontology annotation, molecular function: phosphatase activity. The coding region runs from base 1 to 1350 and encodes 449 amino acids. The transcript is spliced from 3 exons. Gene Ontology annotation, biological process: dephosphorylation. The record is from RefSeq and is a predicted model, not a curated record.